This is a messenger RNA of Pongo pygmaeus (Bornean orangutan), 5090 nucleotides long. It is a transcript of the gene MTMR12, whose product is annotated as myotubularin related protein 12. Gene Ontology annotation, cellular component: membrane; cytoplasm. The transcript is spliced from 16 exons. Gene Ontology annotation, biological process: phosphatidylinositol dephosphorylation. Bases 182 to 2425 code for a protein of 747 amino acids. The record is from RefSeq and is a predicted model, not a curated record. Lineage: Eukaryota; Metazoa; Chordata; Mammalia; Primates; Hominidae.
GGGCCUGGGCGGGGCGAGCGGUGUCAGCGGCGGAGCCGGAUGCGGGCGGCACCGCGGCGGUCGCGGCCCUGGGGAUGGGCGGAGCCCCAGCCGCUAGUGCUGGUGGCCGCCGCUGCUGCCCCAGCUGGAGCCGGAGCCGCCGCCUCUGUGUUCGCGCGUCGCUGCUUCCCAGGGCGGCGGUAUGCUGGGGAAAGGAGUAGUCGGCGGUGGCGGCGGCACCAAGGCCCCCAAGCCCUCCUUCGUGUCGUACGUACGCCCUGAGGAAAUUCACACAAACGAAAAGGAAGUAACAGAGAAGGAAGUAACUCUUCACUUGUUGCCAGGUGAACAGCUGCUUUGUGAAGCCAGCACAGUACUGAAGUAUGUCCAGGAAGAUUCCUGUCAGCAUGGGGUCUAUGGGAGGCUUGUCUGCACAGACUUCAAGAUUGCCUUCUUGGGUGAUGAUGAAUCUGCAUUGGAUAAUGAUGAAACUCAAUUUAAGAAUAAGGUUAUAGGAGAAAAUGACAUUACACUCCACUGUGUUGAUCAGAUUUAUGGAGUGUUUGACGAGAAAAAGAAAACUCUCUUUGGACAACUGAAGAAAUACCCUGAGAAGCUCAUCAUCCACUGCAAAGACCUUCGAGUGUUCCAGUUUUGUCUGAGGUACACAAAGGAAGAGGAAGUCAAAAGGAUUGUCAGUGGCAUAAUUCAUCAUACCCAGGCUCCUAAACUGCUUAAACGAUUAUUUCUGUUUUCCUAUGCGACUGCUGCACAAAACAAUACAGUCACUGAUCCCAAGAACCAUACCGUAAUGUUUGACACACUUAAGGACUGGUGUUGGGAACUGGAGCGGACCAAAGGCAACAUGAAGUACAAAGCAGUGAGUGUCAACGAAGGCUAUAAAGUCUGUGAGAGAUUGCCAGCAUACUUUGUGGUCCCCACCCCUCUUCCUGAAGAGAAUGUGCAGCGCUUUCAGGGUCACGGCAUACCAAUAUGGUGUUGGUCCUGCCACAAUGGAAGUGCCCUUUUGAAAAUGUCAGCACUGCCCAAAGAACAGGAUGACGGCAUUUUACAAAUCCAAAAGAGCUUCUUAGAUGGAAUUUACAAGACCAUCCACAGGCCACCCUAUGAAAUUGUUAAAACGGAAGACGUAUCAAGCAACUUCCUAUCCCUGCAGGAAAUCCAGACUGCAUACUCUAAAUUUAAACAGCUAUUUCUGAUAGAUAACAGUACUGAAUUUUGGGACACAGAUAUAAAAUGGUUUUCUCUGUUGGAAAGUAGCAGCUGGCUUGACAUAAUCAGACGUUGCCUGAAAAAAGCAAUAGAGAUUACAGAAUGUAUGGAAGCACAAAACAUGAAUGUUCUUCUUUUAGAGGAGAAUGCAUCCGACCUCUGCUGUCUCAUUUCCUCUCUGGUGCAAUUGAUGAUGGACCCCCACUGCAGAACCAGAAUUGGUUUCCAGAGCCUCAUCCAAAAGGAGUGGGUCAUGGGUGGCCACUGUUUCUUGGAUCGCUGCAACCAUCUCCGCCAGAACGACAAAGAGGAGGUUCCUGUGUUCCUGCUUUUCCUAGAUUGUGUCUGGCAGCUGGUGCACCAGCAUCCCCCGGCAUUUGAAUUCACAGAGACUUACCUGACUGUUUUGUCAGAUAGCCUGUACAUACCUAUUUUUAGCACCUUCUUCUUCAAUUCACCUCAUCAAAAAGAUGCGAACAUGGGUAGAGAAGGCCAGGAUGCACAGAGCAAGCCUUUGAAUCUGCUCACCGUGUGGGAUUGGUCGGUGCAGUUUGAACCCAAAGCCCAGACAUUGCUCAAAAACCCUCUUUAUGUGGAAAAGCCAAAACUGGACAAAGGCCAGCGGAAAGGAAUGCGCUUCAAACAUCAACGACAACUUUCUUUGCCACUUACACAGUCUAAGUCAUCUCCCAAAAGAGGAUUUUUCAGGGAAGAAACAGAUCAUUUAAUUAAAAACCUUCUGGGCAAGAGAAUUAGCAAAUUUAUUAAUUCUUCUGAUGAGCUCCAAGACAACUUUCGAGAGUUCUAUGACAGCUGGCAUAGCAAGUCCACUGACUACCAUGGUUUGUUGUUACCGCAUAUCGAGGGGCCCGAAAUCAAAGUCUGGGCCCAGCGCUACCUGCGUUGGAUUCCAGAAGCCCAAAUCCUAGGUGGUGGCCAAGUGGCCACUAUGAGCAAACUCUUGGAAAUGAUGGAGGAAGUCCAGAGUUUACAAGAGAAGAUCGACGAGAGACACCAUAGUCAGCAGGUCCCCCAGGCCGAGGCCCCCUGCCUGCUGAGGAACUCUGCCCGCCUCUCGUCUUUGUUUCCUUUCGCUCUGCUCCAGCGACAUUCCUCUAAGCCUGUCUUACCCACCAGUGGCUGGAAAGCUUUGGGAGAUGAAGACGAUUUAGCCAAACGAGAAGAUGAGUUCGUGGACCUAGGGGAUGUGUGACCUGUUUGUUGAGUGAUUGUGAAAGAGGAAUGUGGGAGAUUGGGACAGCUGAUCCCUGGAUUCGUGUCAUGCUACAGCUAAUGCUGGCAGGGUCCUUAGCCCAGCACUCCGUUGGAAUAAACCUGGGCCUUCGGGCAAAGAGGUGGCUCUCAUUAUUUUUCAUGAUUCUAAAAGACUAUGCAAUUAAAACCGCAUCUGUAGUAUUAUUAAUUGGAAGGAAUUAUUACUUGACCCGUAAUAGGGUUGUGGCUGUUUUCUGAUGCCUAAGUAUUAUACAGAGCCCACAAUGGCCAGUUUACUACCAGAAAGGGCUUCAGUAAGAUAUUCUUGGACUUGAUACUUUCUUCAGAUCCUCUUUGUGCCAAGAUAAUUUAUCCAGUCAUUGGGAAUAGUAAGUUUCUGUGUAACCCAUCUCAAUUAUAGAAGCAAGUUCAGCUUUAUGUAUUUGUAUGGCGAGUUGAAGAUUCAGAUAGAGGUAUUAAGAUGUGUGGCAUUUACUUAAACCAUCACAUUUUUUCCUUUCUACGCCCCCUUGCCUGUAAAACACCUGGGAAGUUCCACUGGUGUCAUCCAUCCUGAUGCUUCAGACCGCCCUCCCUUCUUCACAGACCGUGUCACUUUGCCUGUGGGUGGGGGCUAGCAAGCCACCACCCUCUUUUCUGUGCUGCCAGCCCCAGGUCUUCCUCUGCCUGCUCCACACCACUCGCCGCUGUCCCUCUGCACUCCCUGCCUUGGUGCGUGUAGUCCCAGUGUCUCACUGCCAAACCUCUUGGUUACGCUGCGGGGAUCUGUUUCUUUGCCUGAGAUCCUUCCUGAGGAGCUUCCAUUCCUCUGGAGUCUCUCCUUGUUUGGAACAAAUCGCUUCGCCUUUUUCUACUUGCCUGCUGAGGCUUUGGAGCACUUGUGAUUGCAGUUUUCUGCCGCAGCCCCUGAGCCGAGUUCCUCACAUUCUUUUACCUUUAUGGACUGAUGGGAUUGGGUCACUUUUGAAUGUGGCUUUCAUAGGAAAGCAGCUUAAACAUAAAUAUCAGAAGUGAUGAUUAUCAUAUGAUACCUCAGUGAUUUUAAAAAGCCAUAGAAGAAACUUGACUAUGCCUGGUCACCUUCUUGGAUCUGCUGUCUAAAUGAUAUAUAUAUAUAUAAAUUUUUUUUUUUUUUUUUUAAUGCAGGAAAGUAUACUUUGUAAGGAGCAGUUUUUUUUGUUCUCAAUGGAACCCUGUCAAAUCGCAUAAAAGGAAAAAAAAACUCAUUAGAACGUUUUAAAUUGAAUGUUUGCCUUUUACAUAUAUUUGCUCUUCAGUAUGGAUCCCAAUUUGAAUGUUACAUGUUUGGAAAAACUUUCAGUUGCUCAAGGGCAAUAAGAAAAUUUGAGGCCGGGUGUGGUGGCUCAUGCCUGUUAUCCCAGCACUUUGGGAGGCUCAGGUGGGCAAAUUGCUUGAGCCCAGGAGUUCGAGACCAGCCCAGGCAACAUGACAAAACCCCGUCUCUACUAAAAAUACAAAAAUUAGCCGGGUGUGGUGGUGCAUGCCUGUAGUCCCAGCUACUUGGGAGGCUGAGGUGGGAGGAUCCCGUGAGCGUGGGAGGUGGAGGUUGCAGUGAGCUAAGAUCGUGCCACUGCACUCCAGCCUGGGUGAUGGAGCAAGACCUCGUCUCAAAAAAAGAAAACUGGAAACUAUUGACUAAGAGAAGUUUCUAGGUUUGCACUGAAUUGUCUUUUGUACAUACGGUGAAUUGUUUUGCUGUUCUCCCCACUCCAUAUUAAUGCAGGAGCCAGGUUGGUCUGUUAAGAUGAACAAAGGUUGAGGGGAGGGCAGGAUUCAUGCAUCUGGGGGCCAAGCACAUGUUCCGUCUUGAUUGCCUUAAGAGUUACUAGCGAGGUCAGUGUUAGGCUUGCAAUAGGGAUUUUAAAAUACACUAACUAGUUCCUUAGCUACCUUCACAUACAUUCUAUAGGCCUUCUUCAAUUGCCACUAACCUCCACUUCCUUCUCUGCCCCAUUGCCUCCCAAAUAUGCUAUGGAGCUAUUUUUGUUACCACAUUAUAACGUGAAUAUUUAUACAGUAGCCUCUUCAGGCUUUGUAAUUUUCAUUCCAAAAAUGCCCGGUGUGAUGCUUUACACUCUACAAAGUAUGGUUUAAAGGCACAAGGUCAUGGCCUUUGUCAUAGCAGUUGAAUGUGCAUUGAAAUAUUUUUCUAUGAUUUUUUAAAAUUACAAUAGAAAAAUAAGCUGUUGUAACAUGUAAGGUCAUGACAAUUUUUGUAUUUAUAUUUGAAAUCAGAUUUCUAUAACUUGUAUUUGUGUACAGAAUUCUCAAUGGAUUUAUAUAUUGUGAAAUUUUUAUCUGAGAUUGGGAUGUGGAUUAUGCUUAACAGUGAAAGCUGAAAUGAGACCAUUUACUUUGUUUAAAAUGCUGUACUGUGCAAGUUUGGAAAUGUAAAUUAAUUUACUGUAUAUAAUAUCUUGAGUUUGUUUAUACCUCCAAGUUUUUACACUGAAGAUAAACUAGCUUUAAUUCAAAACUUUUUUUUCUUUAUAAGGGAAUAAGCUGUUGAGCUAAACCUGUAUACUUGUGCUUUUUAUUUUCUGGAUGCACAAUGAAAGUUUAUACUUGUAUCUCACUGCAUCAUAUCUGAUUGCAGAAAUUAAAGCACAAUUUACAAGCAA